This is a messenger RNA of Clonostachys rhizophaga, 2586 nucleotides long. The record is from the annotation of a GenBank genome assembly. NCBI's taxonomy places the organism in Eukaryota, Fungi, Ascomycota, Sordariomycetes, Hypocreales, Bionectriaceae.
AUGGCCAUGACCGUCACCAACUCCAAGGUGCAUGCCCGCAGGCAAAAGGUGUUCCGCUCAGUCUUCGAGACCCGGAUAUCCCAGCCCACGCCCUUGCUUCCAGCCACCGAGCCUGGGCAGCCCUUUGGAGGCCCCUCGGCAGCUUUCCUGGCCAAUACGCCCCGUUUGACGCACCCAGCAAACGAUCAGGUGCGCUGGGACCGGGCAUGGCAUGUCGUCACCUCACGUAUCCAGCUGCCCUCCUCCGUUGCCGCCGAGGACUCGUUUGGCACGCUGGCGCCGGACUCGUCCCAGGACGUCGAUGACGCAUUUCGAAGCUCAUUGUUGCUGGUCCUGAAUCCCGCCUCUGCCCUCCCGAACGCCAGCCAUACGGAGGACAUCCUCUCCUGGCACAGCCAGCAGGUGCGCCAGCACUUUGUGAAUCAUGUUCUCCCUCUCCUGGCCGCCUGUACCAGCCAGGGUGACCAUACGCAGGUCCUCCUGACCAGUAUACGCACCCUCGAGGCAGCCAACCGGCAGUAUCUGUACGGGUUGUCCCUCAUCCUACGAGCCUUCCGCGAUGAAGAUGCAGCAAAUGCUUCAGUUGUCAAGUUCCGGCGGGACCUACACGCGGUUAUUGGCAAUUCAUGGACACAGGGUCUCUUGGAUGCCCUCCGUGAUGUCUUCAACCGUCUUGCCACGGAUGUGCUCAGGGCCGGAGACAUGCAAGCCUCAAGCCCUGAACCAGAUAAGGAGGAGGACUCAGAGGCAUCGGAUUCCCGGGGCGAGCUUUUGGGCAUUCUCGAAUCCCUCAGCAAGGUCGGACUUGCAGGCGAGAAGUUCCAGACCCUAUUCGCUGAGGUCAUGAACUCAUGCAUGGAUGCUUUUAUUCAGAGAAACUAUGCUGGGGUAUGGACCAGCUCGGACGACUUUGGAGCUUCCACCGUGUCAACGGUCUUUGGUGGAUGCAUAGCACACCUCGGCGACUGGGUCGAGAAUCACUAUGCUCGCCUCACUGUGGAAGUAUUCAGUCGCAUGGGAUCCAAAAUCGAAUGGAGCGAUGUGGAGAUGUGGAAAAAUGUGGCCAUCGGCCGUCUUUCUACCCUUCGCAUCCAUGAGCUGUUCGAUAUUGUGUUGAGUUGGCCGGAGAGCAAGGGAGGCGUAGAAGACCUUCGCUCUGCCGUGACAACGCCGCAGCGCCGACUACAGCUUACCGACACUUUUUCAGCUGCAUUGCAAAAGAGAUUACUGCAGCCUGGUCGGUCUACACUAUACAUCUUGCAAACUUAUAUUUCAAUGAUUCGGACGUUCCAUGCGUUAGAUCACUCCAAAGUCUUGCUGGACAGAGUGGUCCAUGCACUCCAACUAUACCUAUGCCAACGAGACGACGCUAUCCGCAUUGUGGUCACAGGUCUAUUAUCACACCCCAAGGAAACAACUCCAGAAGAUUCUAGAGGGAAGCUCGUGGAGUUGGCCGCCAUCCUCAAUGAUGCCUCUCUGCAGCAACGGCGCCAUGUGGAUGAUGAUGACCUGGACUGGAACGACAUGCACUGGCUUCCAGACCCCGUAGAUGCAGGCGUAAAUUACAAGCGGCCCAAGAAUGAGGAUGUCAUUGGAACAUUGAUUAGUGCCCUGGGCUCUUCUGAUAUCUUCAUCAAAGAGUUCCAGUCUAUCAUCGCCACCAGACUUCUCUCUGGUCAGCCCAGCAUUCAGCAGGAAGUGAAGGUGCUCAGCCUUCUCAAGCGGAGGUUUGGCGAGAGUGCCCUGCAGAACUGCGAUGUCAUGCUCAGAGAUAUACAAGAUUCCAAGCGUGUGGAUGCUGCCAUCGGCAAGAGCUUGGAGUUACAACAAGACCAAGAUGGAAAUAGCAUUUCUUUCCAUUCCAAGAUCCUGUCCCGCCUGUUCUGGCCAAGCCUACCGAAAGAACCGUUCACAGUGCCGGAGACGGUUGCAGAAAUGCAACGGCAGUACGAGGCUUCCUUUGAGCACCUCAAAUCGUCGCGUAAGCUCAACUGGCUGGACAAUCUCGGACUGGCGACCGUUCACCUGGAGCUAGAGGAUCGAACACUCACAAUCGAGUGCAAGACUUACGAGGCAACGGUCAUCUACGCAUUUGGACAGGACGAGGCUGCUGAAGAGCAAGGGCCUGUUAAGAGAACGUUUAAUGACCUCUGGCAGAAGCUGAUGAUCGAUGAAGAUCUGCUCGAGGAAGCACUAGCCUUCUGGGUGUCACAACGAGUGAUCCGAGAUGUUGGGGAACAAACAUACGUCGUCUUGGAGAAACUCGAAGAUGAUGUGGAAAAUGCCGGCACGGACGCAGCGCAAGCUACGGGAGAGAUGGAUGGCGGCCCGCCGUCGCCGCGCAAGGCCAAGGGGAUGAGCGCCAAGGAACAGGAGCAGAGGGGCAUAUACUGGCAGUUCAUUGUGGGCAUGCUCACCAACUCGAGCCCUGCCAUGCCCCUUGCUCAAAUGAUGAUGAUGAUGAAAAUGCUGAUCCCGGACGGGUGCUCAUGGAGCAACGAGGAGUUGCAGGACUUUCUUGAGGAGAAAAUUGCUGCGGGCGAGCUAGAACUGGCCGGAGGCAAAUACAGGCUGCCCAAGAAGUGA